This is a messenger RNA of Syngnathoides biaculeatus (alligator pipefish), 1743 nucleotides long. It is a transcript of the gene hpcal1, whose product is annotated as hippocalcin-like 1. The record is from RefSeq and is a predicted model, not a curated record. The coding region runs from base 347 to 928 and encodes 193 amino acids. The transcript is spliced from 4 exons. Lineage: Eukaryota; Metazoa; Chordata; Actinopteri; Syngnathiformes; Syngnathidae. Gene Ontology annotation, molecular function: calcium ion binding.
UUCAAGCCGGAGCAUCGCCAGCGAGCCCACGAGAAAACAAAACAAACUGCCGCGUAGCAGCCCCGCGAAAACUUUCCCAACAACCCCAAAAAACAAAACAUCAACGUUCUUCUUUUUUCCCCCCUUCCCCUUGUUGAAUUGCUCAACACAAGACGUUGAAGUUUAAUGGUGCCCGCUGAAGAACUGGCGCGACCAAAGCGGACUUUUCCACCCCAAACGUCCCUUCAAAGAAGAGUCUCCUCUCCAACCGAGUAGUUGUCCAAAACAAAAGCAGUGGGAGUGUGGAGAACUUCCAGGGACACUGUAGAACCUCCAGCUAUUUGCCUGCUGCCAGUAGCGCUGCAUCAUGGGAAAACAGAACAGUAAACUCCGGCCCGAGGUCCUCAACGAUUUGCGGGAGAACACCGAGUUCACCGACCACGAGCUGCAGGAGUGGUACCGGGGAUUCCUCAAGGACUGCCCCACCGGCCACCUGACCGUGGAGGAGUUCAAGAAGAUCUACGCUAACUUUUUCCCCUACGGAGACGCCUCCAAGUUUGCGGAACACGUCUUCCGGACAUUCGACACCAACGGCGACGCCACCAUCGACUUCAGGGAGUUCAUCAUCGCCCUGAGCGUGACGUCGCGUGGCGGGCUGGAGCAGAAACUGCGCUGGGCCUUCAGCAUGUACGACCUGGACGGGAAUGGUUACAUCAGCCGGGCCGAGAUGCUGGAGAUAGUCCAGGCCAUUUAUAAGAUGGUGUCUUCGGUAAUGAAGAUGCCCGAGGAUGAAUCCACACCGGAGAAACGCACGGAUAAGAUCUUCAGACAGAUGGAUGUCGACAACGACGGUCGUUUGUCCCUGGAGGAGUUCAUUAAAGGUGCCAAGAGCGACCCAUCCAUCGUCAGACUGCUGCAGUCCGACCAGGGAACCUCUCGUCAGUUCUGAGAAAACAACGCGCGCCCAAACACGUACAGCACUCCACAACGUCUUAUUGUUUACAUAAGGGUUCCCCAAACUUUCCACUCAAUAUUACAAAUUUGGCCUUUUUGCUAAAAUUCAUCACGUACUGCAAUGACAUAUGAGAAAUGACAAAAACAUGGAAAAUGUUUACUUAAAAGGAUUCUACUGUGACAAUCAGUUGCCCAAUAAUAAAAAAAAAAAAUUACCUGCCCCGUAGCUUGGGAAACCCUGCUUUUCAUAAUUGUGGCUUAUUAUUUUUUCUGUAUAUUCUUGCACAUUUUAUGUGUAAAAGCUUUCCAACUGUGUUGAAAUGGAUUUUACUUGCCCCCCCAAAGUCAAGUGCCAUAUCAUGUAUUUAUAAUCGACUGGAUUCCUGACUUGCAAGUAUUAAAAACUAGCUAUGUUACAUUAAGAGGGAAUUAAUUCCAUAACUGUGUUAACAUUUUAAUUCACUUCAGUGUUGUCGCUCAGGAAUGGUUGGUGGCUCUUGUACACACAAAAUAUGUACGUAUAUGCCUUUUAGUAGUGCAUGCACUCUGCUAUAACGCAUCAUAUCAUACAGUGACUUUAGAGACAGCGGCUGUUUUUAAACGGUUUUAUUAUUGUAACAAAUGUUUUCACACAAUUGAAAUAAAAGUUUGUGUAUGAAAAAUCUACACAUGAUGUGACCCCUUCAUCCUAAACCCGCCGAUUGGAUUGAAAACCAGGCUGGAGGGGGGAAAAAAAGAUGCCACCGCAUGAGGGUUUGACAGUGUUAUUCGAGUCAACAUUAAAAAAAAAAAAAAAAAAAAAAAAAAAAA